AUUUUUUGAAAGAUACGAAAUUCAAUUUUAGGAAUGGAAGGAAAUCGUACACAGGGCCAUGGGACCAUGUGCAAAUAUGCUAACAUAUAAAUCAAACAAUGACAAUACCUUCUCCUAAGACAUAAGUAUAAUAUUUCCAUGGCGGACGUUAAUCAAAUCGAGUGUUCACCCCAAAUUCACGCAAUUUGGGAUUCUUUAGACCAGGUAAAUGGAGAAAGAGUUGCAACAUCAACUCCAAAUAGUUCCACCGUUGCUGUUGGGACACGCCCACCUCGCAGAAAAAGUAGAAGAUCUUGGUUUGACAAGCCUUCCUCAAAGUAUGAAAUCGCAGUUGAAAAGAAAAGACGAUCUAAGGGUCGCAAAAGUGAAGUAGAAGAUGAAAUCUUGAUGCUGACACAUUUCACAAAUCCUCCAAAAAUCAGUUUUGGAACUCUCAAACCAGGACAAAAUAAAAGCAGAACUUUAAUGAUUAAGAACCCACAUGACUAUGACCAAACUGUUAAGGUUGAAAAGUUUCCACACAAGAAACACUUUUCAGUUCAAACUGUUGAAUUUACUAUUCUUGCAAAGGAAACAUUUCCAUUUGAAAUAACAUGGGAACCAGAAGAUGAAGGCAACUUCAGAGAAAUGAUUUUAUUUGUGGUAGACAACUCAUACAGACUUCAAGGAUUUGUCUUUGGCACUGUGGAAGCACCAAAGAAGAAAGUCAUAAAAAGAAAAGGUCUCCUUGGUUCAAAAGUACAGAAGCCAUUUUCUAUUCUUCAUACACAGAGCUUAGCAAACAUUAAGAAGUCAUAUAGUCCACAAAAAGGGGAAAAAAAGAGAAGUGAACAAGUUCAGCAAAAAUCCAACAUUGAAAAUGAACCUCCAAGGGAGAUAAAUCUACCAGAUGAAGCUGUUGAAAUUGGUCAACAAGGUCAAGUAAAAGAUGUUAAAAGUGAGAGGCGCAAAAGUCAUCGGAGGUCAAGUACAUAUGUGAAAAUGCCAGAUUUAGGGGUGUCACCAAUAGGAUUACCACCCGGAACAGGGAAAAAAACUAAUAGUAAUGAUAUUUUACACAGUACUGUUCGAUCUGAUAUCGAGAGUCAAAGUUCUCCACUAGAUGGCUUAGGUGUUGAGGAACUGAGAUUUAAUAGCCUUACACCUCAAACUCCUGAAAACCAGAAGUUUGGUAACAUUCAUACUGAAACACAAGGUUUUAUAUCACCAAAUAGCUUUUUGCAAGAUUCUUUAUGUCAAAAUACAGACAAUUCAGUUUGCAAACAACAAAAAGAUAGUAUCUCAGAAAAUGGAGAAAAUCAGAAAGCACAUGACAUGAAGAAUGCAAAUCAAAAUCCAAAAACUUUUUUAAGUCCAGACACCUUUUUAAAAGAUUUGAAUAAUACUUUAGAUGGUGAUAAAAAGGUCCAGUAUACUGCCAACAAUAUUCCAAGUCCUGAUGCAGUUUUGAAUAAAUCCAUCCCUCAUAACAUAUUAGUGAGACAGCUUGAUUCAGUGAAGACAAAACUACAGAAGAAUCAAGUAUUGAAAGAGAGGAAAAGUGCAACCAAUUGUAUUUCAAGAAAAUCUUUAAAAACUGCAAAACCUGAAAAUGUAAGACGUGAAACUUUUACAAAAUCGUCAUCUGGCUUAGGUAGCCAACAGCAAAGAAAUUUCAACAAUACAAACAGUUGUCAGAGAGAAUCAUUUAUGAAAACAGAAAAGAAAUCCAACCCUUUUGUUAAAGUUCCAAGUACAUGUACCUCUAGUCCACGACGAACAACAUUUAUAGUAAAAGGUGGGAAAAAAACUAUAAACAGUAAAAGGAGAAUUGCAAAACCAACAGCAAAAAUAGACAAAAUGUCAAAACAAAAUGGUCACCUCCAUAUUGAAAAGGAUAUUAUUACCACUGAAACAAUAGUUCAGGAUGAAGUAGAAACUGUCUCAACUACAAAAAUCACAGAAGUUGUUGAUACAUAUACAUGUACUAUAAUUGAUGGUAAACAAGUAAUUCAUUCACCUGAGAGAUCAACUUCAUUGAAGGAACAUCACACAACUACAAAAACUGAAGUCUCAAAAACAGUAGAUUCCAGUACAGUUGUAAAAAACAGAACAUUACCUACGCCAGAACGAUCAUUAUGUGGAAAACAGUUGUUUUCACCACAUACUGGACACAGUGUCUAUAGUAACAGUUCUAUCAAUGGUGAUGUUUCAAUAGGUUCUCCACGUCGUCUGCCAGACAGUCCCUUAGCAGCUGUAGUCAGUAAAAGAUCCACUAUGACUGUGACCAAGGAAAAACCCUCAGAGGCUCUCAUAGAGCAGACAGAAAGAAGAUUGUCAACAUGUCUCUUUGGACAGGAUGAUGAAAAAGAUGGGUUAGGAAAUAUGGAUGAGGAUUCUUUAGAAAAGAAAAGCAUUAGAAAAUAUGAAAUUUCUGACAUUGAGGAAGGGAAUGAAAACUUGUCAUCCCCUUUAUUGAGUAAAAUAUCUUUUAAACAAAAUACCAAUAUUGAUACACCAUUGCCGGAAACAAGAUUAGCUAAACAGAAUCACAAUCUUUCACUCGAUACACCAAUGAGGGAAGCAGGUUUUACUGAACAGAAGUACAAAGUUGAACUCGAUACACCAAUGCGGGAAACAGAAUUGACUAAUCAAGAUUUCAAUAUUGAACUUGAUACACCGAUGCGGGAAGCAGGAUUGACUAAACAGAAGUUUGAUUUUGAACUAGAUACACCAAUGCGGGAAGCAGGAUUGACUAACCAAAAUUACAAUGUUGAACUGGAUACACCAAUGCGAGAAGCAGGAUUGAUUAAAAAGGAUCAUGUUGAACUGGAUACACCAAUGAGGGAGGCAGCAUUGACUAACCAGAAUAAAAUUUCUGAAAUAGAUACACCAAUGCGUGAAGCAGGAUUCACAAAGGAAGAUAGCAAAAAUUUUAUUGAUGAUUUAGGAAGCUAUCAUACCCAGGACACACAACUGACAAAUAUACCAUGUUCAUCAUAUGGAAAAGGGAUCAAAGAUGAUCAUGAUGAUAUGCGUUCCCCAUUUAAACCUAAAGAAUCUUCCGAGAUGGAAACAUCAAUGAAAACUUUUGAGUCUUUUGACUUGAAACCAGAAAAUGUUAUUGAAGCUGUACCUAUAAACAAUUUUGAUAUUUGUGAAAAAAGCUCACUAGAGCAGUGUGGGGAAGAUUUAGCUGAAAGUAAGAGGAAAAUGGAAAAAACAGAGACCACUGUUAAGCGAAGAUCAUUUUGGGAAAAACCGUGUGAUCUCAGUACCUUUGAGAAUUUGGACACUCCAAUGAGGGAAGUAUAUAACAAUAUGGAUAUAGAAGAGAGGAAAAAACAUAGGCGGUCAUUUUGGGAAAAAACAGAUGAAUCAAAGUUGACCCCUGUAACCUUAAAAGGUAUAAAUAAUUCAGGAAAUGUAAGUGAUCAUGAUGAAUUAACAAGUCCAAUGCAUGAAAAUGUUCUUAAAAACACAUCUUCCUUUGAUCCAGAUCUGGUGGAUUCUGUUGAGAAGAAUUGCAGUUUUCCUACAACGCCAUACCAUUUAUUGCCAAAGACACCAAAUCCUGAUAAUUCCAGACGAUCAACUCAUGUUGUGGAAAAGCCCAAAAUUUUCAAAUUGGAUGAAGUUCAGAAGAAAAAAUUGUUUGCUGAUGAGUCAGAUGUUAGCAUAGAUCAAGUCGAGAUAAAUAUCUGUUGUGAUGAAAAUAUUGUCACUAGCAGCACUAUUGUUCCUUUGGAAAAUCAGAAUAAGGAACUCAAAGAAGAACAGAAAAGGGAAGAUAAAUAUAAUGAAAGUAUGACAAAAGAAACGGCAAUAUUUCAAAACAAAUUGUUAAACAACUUAGAUAAUCCUCAAGACAUAAACAAUUCCAUGCAAUUGAAAGACUCCUGUAUCAAUUCAUCUGUAAAUGAAAAUGAGAAAAAAAAUCCUAAUGGCCUGUUCUUUAUCUCUUGUUCUUCAACAAAAGCUGUUGAUAAACAAGUAAAAUCUACUGUGACAAAAUCCAUAACAAGGAAGCAGCCAAACAGACCUGUUACCACCACUGUUCAGAAGAAAGUAAGUCCAAAGAGACCACUGAGUCAAGCAAGAAUGUCUGAGAAUAAAAGACGUAAAACUAAUGAGACUACUGAGCAAAAUGAUGAGAUCAGAAACAACAAGAAGACAGACAAACCUAAGCAAAGUACUGUCAAUAGACAACCAUCACAAAAAGGAAGUUCAGCUGUCCAGGGUAGAGUCAAAGCUCCUGCUAAGGGUGUAGCUCAGUCAAAGUUACUAUUACUGAAGAAAACUAAAACAGCUUUGCCAAAACACCCAAUGCCCUUUGCUGCUAAGAAUAUGUACUAUGAUGAAAGAUGGAUGCAAAAACAAGAAAGAGGUUUUGUUCAUUGGCUGAACUUUGUACUGACUCCACCAGAUGAAUAUCAACAGACUACAAAAGUCAGAGUGGAUGCUGGAAGUUUGUGUGUAGACAACAAUAGAAACAAUGUCAAACUGGCUCCUACACGUGAAGUUCUGUCAUUCAGAGCUUAUUCUCAACACAGACGUUUGAACCAGCUUAGGAGAGCAGCAUGUAAACUGUUCCAGUCACAGGAAGUGGUCCAUGUGGUUCAAAAGGUCGAAGUUGAAGUGGAGAGUGAUAGAUUGUACAUUAGGAAAGACCGCAAAGUUCAUGCUGAUCUUGGUUUAAAGCAAGCCAUUUUAGAUAUGCUGUUAUCAUUCAAUCCUCUGUGGUUAAGGAUUGGUUUGGAGACAACAUUUGGUGAAAUGAUAAUGAUACAAAACAAUGGAGAUGUGAUUGGACUGUCACGCUUCAUUAUAACCAGGGUUUUAGGUAAUCCUGAUGUUGCCUGUGAAUUCUCUCAUCCAUCAGUACCACAUCUGUAUAGUCGUGGAUAUGCUGAAGCCAUUUCCAGACAUUUGCUGAAGAAGUUUUUGAUUUUGGUAUUCUUCUUAGAUCAUGCAAAAUCAAAUAGACUAGUACCCCAAGAUCCAUGUCUCUUCUGUAAAGAUGCUGAAUAUAAGACCUGCAAAACUAUGCUGAUAGAAUUUUCCAGAGAUUAUUUGGCAGGAGAAGGGGAUAUCACCCGACAUCUUGGAUAUCUUGGUUACCAAAUCAAACACACCCAAACAGCAAUGGAUGAAUUUGAUUAUGCUGUUUCAAACCUAGCAACAGAUCUCAAAGAUGGAAUUAGAUUAGCGCGUGUUAUGGAGAUACUAAGUGAAGAUCCUAGUCUAACAAAGAGACUAAGAGCCCCAGCUAUAAGUCGUCUACAAAAAAUACACAACAUGGAUGUAGUGUUCCAAAUCUUAGCCAAACAAGGAGUCAAUGUGGACCUGAAAGGUACAAAAGUGACAUGUAGAGAUGUAGUGGAUGGCCACAGAGAAAAGACAUUGAAAUUGUUAUGGUGUCUUAUUGUACAGUAUCAGGUUAGCUUAUUGUUGAAUAAGGAGCAGCUUAAAGAAGAGAUCAGGAUUCUGGAAAGGAGUCUGAUGGUAAGAAAUCAGCUGGCUGCCUUACAGAGAUAUGAAGAAUUCCUCAGUCAGAAGAAAAGAGAUUCUAUAGACCCAGAUCUCUUCUCACAGAAUGAAUUAGUUAUGUUGCUGCUGAAGUGGUGCAGAGUUGUCAGUGCAUACUAUGGAAUUCAGGUUGAAAACUUCACUGUAUCCUUUGGAGAUGGGCGUGUCUUAUGUCACCUGAUACACCACUACCAUCCAUCACUCUUGCCAAGGGAGAUAAUCAAACAUCAAACAAUGAUGACUCUGACUGAAGACACUGACCAGGCCAAUGACCAGAACAAUAGUCUGUCUGAUAGCUUUGGUCAACCACCAUUCACAGUUAAAGAAGAUGAUGCAUUGUUUGAACAGAUGUUAUCAAAUGAAAAAGACAAUUUCAAAACUUUGUAUGAAAAGGUAUCAGAAUUAGGAGGUAUUCCUCUAAUGUUACGAUCGGCAGACAUGUCUAACACCAUACCAGAUGAGAAAGUUGUUGUGACAUAUGUAACCUACUUAUGUGCCAGAUUGUUAGAUAUACGCCAUGAGUCUAGAGCUGCCAGAGUUAUUCAGUUAGCAUGGAGACGUCAUCACUUACAGAAAGUCAAGAAAGAAUUUGUGAUUAAGCAGAAAGCAGCAAUAGUUAUACAGAGAGAAGUGAGGUGUUUCAUCCACAAGAAAAGACAAGCCAGACAGGAAACAGCAUCUGUUAAAAUACAAACAGCAUGGAGAGGAUAUAGGGCCAAGAAACUGCUCAGUCACCUAAAAUGGAAGAGAGAUAAUGAAAAUAAAAUAAAAGCUGCAACAGUUAUUCAGAGAUACAUGUUAGCACAGCGAGAUAGAUCACAGUUCAAGCUUAAAGUCAAAGCUGCAAUAACUAUCCAGUCUACUGUUAGAUCGUAUUUACAACAACAGACAUACCAUCAAAUCAUCAAAUCAAUCAGAACUAUCCAAUCAAAAUAUAGAGCGUACAAACUGAAGCAGAAAUGUAGGUCAGAAUAUGUUGAGAAAAAGAUGGCUGCAAUCACCAUUCAAUCUGCUAUCAGGAUGAUAUCUGCUAGGAAAAACUUUAAAAGAGAAAAAGCUGCUUUGAAGAUCCAAACCACAUGGAGAAUGUACACUUGCAAAAAACUUUUAAAGAAGCAGUUGUCUUCUGUAGUGAAAAUACAAACCUUUUACAGGAUGGUCUGUCAAAUAAGAAAAUUUAAACAGGUUAAAAAAUCAGCUGUCACACUACAGAGAUACUUCUCAGCAUAUUUACUAAUGAGAAAAGACAGAGAGACUUAUCAAAAACAACUCCAAAGUUGUCUCAAAGUCCAAAGAUGGUGGAAAGCACUGAUUGAAUUGAAAAAAGCAAAACAGAAUGAAGCUGCCAUCAACAUACAGGCAGCUUUUAGAGGUUUUGUCCAGAAAAAGCUCUAUGUGAACACUAGAAGACAUGUUAUUAGACUCCAAGCAUUGGUUAGAAGAUGUUUAGCCAUCAAUCAAUACAAAAAACAAAAGCAAGCAGUAUUUAAAAUCCAGGAAUGGUACAGGAGACAUUUAUUGUUGGUUAAAUGUCAAAAGGAAUUUAGACAGCAGAAACAGUCUGUUGUUUAUCUACAAUCUUGUAUCAGAAGAUGGCAAUGCAUGAAAGAAUAUCAAAAUAUGAAAACAUCAGUCAUCAAAAUCCAAUCUUCUGUGAGAACCUUCUUAGCUGUGACUAGUUAUAAUAAAAAGAAGAAUGCUGUAGCAGUCAUACAGAAGCAUUACCAUGCAUGGUCAGUUAUGAAAAUAGAAAAGAGAAAAUAUGACGAGAUAAAACAAGCUUGUGUUGUAAUUCAGUCAUACUGGAGGGGUAGAAAAGUUAGACAGACAUUUGUUAAAAUGAACAAGGCAGCCAUUGUUAUACAGGCUAAGUUCAGAGGUCAAAUAGCAAGGAAUUAUUACCUUUGUUUGAAAGAAUUUGUCAUUGUAUGUCAGAGGAGGUUGAGAACUAAGUUACAGGAAAGAAUGGAAAGAGAAGAGAGAAUCAGAAAAACAAAGGCUGCCACUGUCAUACAGACCAUAUUUAGAGGCUUUAUAGAAAAACAGAGGUACAGAAGAUCCAUGUGCAGUAUUGUAAAACUUCAGACAAACAUAAGAGGGUUCCUGCAGAGAAGACGAUUUCUUAAACUAAAACAAUCUACCUUGUUAUUGCAAAGACAUUACCGUUCAUUUAAAGAAAGUAAAAAUGUUCGGAUAAUGUAUUUAGUAAAGAAAGGAGCAGCCAUUACAAUUCAAGGCUAUUUUAGAGGAUUUAUGGUGAGAAAGAUGGUAAAGAAGUUAAAUCUUUCAGCUACAAAGGUACAAUCUGUAUACAGAGGUUUCAGACAGAAACAAGGUUAUCUAUCUAUGAGGAAAUCUGCUAAAACAUGCCAAGCUUUAUAUAGAGCAAAAAUAACAGGAAUGAAAGAAAGAUAUAAAUACCUCAUGAUCAAGAUAUCAGCUCUAGUGAUUCAAAGACAUUACAGAUCAUACAAAAUAAGAAAAGUGGAACAAGAAAGACAUCAAGCUGCAUUGAAAAUUCAGACAAGCUACAGAUCUCACACAGGAAGAAUGCAAUAUUUAAAGUUGAAACAGAAUGUAAUAAAGUGUCAGCAUUCAUAUCGAAAUAAAAUGAUGGCAAGAUUUUGUAGGAGGCAAUAUUUAUGCACCAGAUCUGCCAUAGUAACAAUCCAGGCAAAUAUUAGAGGUUGGAAGGUCAGGAGAGAGUUGUUCAGACAACACAAAGCUGCAACAGUGAUCCAAUCAGCAUACAGGAGAUAUGUUCUCCAUAACAAAUUCACUCAGUUGAAAGAGGCCACACUUACUGUUCAAAGAAUAUACAGAGCUCAUGUAUUGGGAUCAUAUACCAGAACUGAGUUUCUUAUAAAGAAAGGGGCUGUCAUGACACUACAGGCAGCAUAUCAAGGAUGGAAGGUUAGAAAAGGGAUUGUACUGCAACACCAGAAUGCAAGAAUAAUUCAGAGUGCCUUCAGAGGAUACAUACAGCAUAACAAUUACCAAAGAUUGAAAAAAGCAGCAGUCAUUUGUCAGAAAGUAUACAGGGCACAUGCGCUAGGCUCGUAUGCAAGAAAAGAAUUCGUUAAUUUGAAGAAUGCAAUCAUUACUAUUCAAGCAAGACACAGAGGUCUGAAGGUCAGAAAUGAAAUGAAAAUGAAAAAUGAAGCUGCUAUAAAAAUUCAGUCGGUGUAUAGAGGAUAUGUUCAAUAUAGACAAUUUACAUCCUUGAAAGAGGCUGUCCUCUCUUGUCAGACAAUAUACAGGAAUAGUAUCAUGGGAGGGAGAAUGAGAAAAACUUUUCUACUUACAAAAUGUGCUACAAUAACAUUACAAGCUUUUAUCAGAGGAUGGAAAGUCAGACAGGAAAUGAGAAUGAAAAAUGAAGCUGCUAUAAAAAUUCAGUCGGUGUAUAGAGGAUAUGUUCAAUAUAGACAAUUUACAUCCUUGAAAGAGGCUGUCCUCUCUUGUCAGACAAUAUACAGGAAUAGUAUCAUAGGAGGGAGAAUGAGAAAAACUUUUCUACUUACAAAAUGUGCUACAAUAACAUUACAAGCUUUUAUCAGAGGAUGGAAAGUCAGACAGGAAAUGAGAAUGAAAAAUGAAGCUGCUAUAAAAAUUCAGUCAGUGUAUAGAGGAUAUGUUCAAUAUAGACAAUUUACAUCCUUGAAAGAGGCUGUCCUCUCUUGUCAGAAAAUAUACAGGAAUCAUAGCAUAGGAGAUAAACAUAGAAAAGCUUUUCUGCUUAACAAAUGUGCUAUAAUUACAUUACAAGCUUUUAUCAGAGGAUGGAAGGUCAGAAAGAAUGCUAAGAGACAGUUUCACGCAGCAGUAGUCAUUCAGUCUGCUUUUAGGAGACAUAUUGAACAUAAAAAGUUCACAAAAUUGAAGAAAGCAACUGUUACAUGUCAAAAGAGAUAUAGAGCUAGCAUUCUAUCUAAACAAAUUAGACGACAAUUUUUAAUACAAAAAGGAGCAGCUUUGGUUAUUGAGGAUUGGUACUGUGCUUAUUUAGAAAGAUGUAAAGAAAAGCAAAGACACAAAGGAGCUACUGUGAUUCAAAAGGUUUACAGAGGGUAUAGAGUAAGACAAAAGUACAGAAAAGUAAAGGAUGCAGUGGUGACACUUCAGAGACAUUACAAAAAUUACAGAACUACCAGACAAAUGAGGAAUCAGUAUUUAUCCAUGCAGGUAGCUGCUGUUAUUAUUCAGAAGUACUGUAGGGGUUAUCAGGUCAGGAAAAGGUAUGAUGAGGACAUUAAACAUGUGAUUAGAAUUCAGAGUGUUGUGAAAAGUUGUCUGCAACGAAAAAGAUUCAUUAAAUUGAAGUCUGCAGCUUUGAUUUGUCAGACAAGAUUUCGAGCAGUCAUGUAUGGCCAUCAGCAACGAUUGGCUUUCUUGAAGUUAAGGUCAGCUGCAAUUUUAAUACAGUCACAUGUGAGAAGAUGGCGAGCACAGCAGACUUUUAAAACACAAUUAUCUCAUAUUGUGACAAUUCAGAAAUCUUUCAGAGGAUAUUUAGCUCGCAAAAACUUUAAGUCAUUGAAGAAAGCAGUGUGUAUAAUUCAGAAUAGAUGGCGUAUUGUGAUGGAAAUGCAUAGAGUUCAGAGAGAUUAUUUAAUAAAGGAGGGUGCUGCUAUCACAAUUCAGUCUUGUUGGAAAGCAUAUUUGGCCAAAAAGGAAUACAAAAGAUUGCUUUGUUUAACUAUUAGUUUACAAGCUCUUGUGCGUAGCAGACAACAAAGACAGAAGUACAUGGAUCUCAAAUCGUCUGCUAUUACAAUUCAAAGAUAUUUCAGAGCCUGCAUGACUGGCAAAGAAGUUAGAAUGGGUUAUAUCAAAACAAAAGAGACAGUUGUCAAAUUGCAAGCAUUGGUCAGGGGAAAUCAAGCAAGAAUGGUGCUCAAGAGAAUGAAAGCCUGUAUCACAAUUCAGUCCCACUACAGACGAUAUAAAUGUGUCAAGAAAUACCAAAGAAUAAGAAGAGCUGUGAUAACAAUUCAGUCUCAAUACAGAGGUAUGCAGGAAAGGAAACAGUUUCAGAAGAAAGUGGAAGCUGUAGUCAAAAUACAGAAAUGUGUUAAGAGGAGAUCCUUUGCAAACCGUGUAAGAAACUACUUAGAAGAAAGAAGGCAUAGUGCUAUACUGAUACAAGCCUGUUAUAGAGGCUACCAGGACAGGAAAACUGUACACAGGCUGAAAGCUGUUGUAAAGAUACAGGCUUUGGUUAGAAUGAAGCUUCAGAGACUAAGAUAUAAAAAUCACAUUACAAAUGUAGUUGUUGUUCAGAGCUGUGUUAGGAGAUAUUUAGUUCAAAAGGAGACAGGAAAAUUAAGGAAAGAAAUAAGGGCUGUCACUUGUAUACAAAAAGCUUAUAGGAAAUUCAAAGAAAGACAACACAUAAAGUUACAGAAAAAAGCAAGACAAGCAUAUGUGAGGAAAUUUACCAAAAUGUUAUGGGUGAACUUAGCUGCCAUUACAGUGCAAAGAUUUUACAGAAAGUGCAAACUGAUGCAGCAAGCUAAAGAAAAACUUGGCAAGAUUCUUAUCAUUCAGAGAUGGAUAAAGGGAAGACUUUGUAGACUGAGGUAUUUGAAGCUCCAGAGGUCUAUAGCUGUCUUACAGAGGAAAGCCAGGCUUCAUCUGAAGACAAGACAGGAGGCUGCAGUAAAGAUACAGGCAGCUGUCAGGAGAUGGCUUCAAAUCAGAAAACAGAAACUUAAAAUUAAAGCCAUUGUCAAGUUACAGUCAAUUUGGAGAGGUGAACAAGUAAGAAGGAGAAGUAUUGGACAGAAGAUAGAAAAGAUAAGGAAGAGAGUGGAAAAAGCCAAUAGAUCAGCCACUGAAGAAAACAAACUUGGAAACAGAAUGGCAUCAGCUCUAGAUUACCUACUAAGAUACAAGCAGCUGUCUCAUAUCCUAGAAGUACUUAUACAUUUAGAUGUGGCCACACGUUUAUCAGCAGCGUGUUGUGAGAAGUUUGUAUCAGUCAAUGCUGUACAUGUGAUCUAUAGACUAAUGAGAGGAUGUAAUAGAAGUCAGCCUCACAUGGAACUUAUCAAAUACUCUGUUAGCAUACUGCUCAACUUAGCAAAGUAUGAGAAGACAGUGUAUGAAGUUUACAAUGUGGAUGGCUCUGUGGAUACAUUGAUAGAACUGAUGCAGAUCUACAGGGAGAAAGGAGCCAUCUUUAAUUCUACCUGUAUGUUGCUUGGAAUUCUGGGAAUGUUGGAUAAGUGUAGAAUGGAAAUACACCAAGACAAGAAGUUAGCUGAGAAAAUCAGGAGCAUUCACUUACUGACAGCACGAAAACACAAGAUUGAUGAGGGUAGACAAUUACGACAAGCUAGACUAUUGGCAGCUAAAAGUUUUAAUUGCUCGUUACCUAUACAUCAUAAAAAACAACACAAGAUAAAACCAGACUGGGUGUUGAGGAAAGAUAAGAUGAAAGAAUUACAAGACCCCUUGUCUGCUGUUAACUUUGUCAUGGAUUCUUUUCAAUUGAAAUCAAAAUGAUGUGUUUUGUUCAUCAUAAUUAUAACGUUUUAGUCAAAAUGUAAAUAUUCUGUCUUUCCUAAAUCUCUCUGUCAUCUUCUGCUUUGUCAGCACUUUGUUGUGUAUUAUUACCAUUUGUUGUACAUGUAUAAUCAACCAAUCGUCAUACAUUUAUUGCAUAUUGAAAUGUAUAACUUUUAUAGCAAUGACUGAUAUUUGUGACCAUCUUAUAGCUUGCUGAUUUUAGUUUUUGUUAAGUAUUUUAGUUUAGUUUUUUAACUGCCACAAUCUUCAUGUUUUGAAAGAUCAUCUGCUGAGUAAUUUGCUAGUUGUUUCUGUAUAAUGAAGAUGUCUGUGGCUGACCUUAUAAUUAAGGAAUACAUUAUUUGACCUUUUUCAUUUAAAAUAUGAGUAGCAGCCUCCUUGCAUAUUCAUUUUUGUAGGAAUUAAUUUACUAAAAAGUUUUGUUCAUUGUUGAAGGAUGUACAGUCUCUUGUAAUUGCUCUGGUCUUUAUUUGAUAGUUUUCUCAUUGCCAUCAUAUAUGUACAUUUGUACCACAUCUUCUUAUUAUUUAACUAAGUUGGUUGUUUUGAUCAUUAUUUUAUUUAAUAUGUAAAUUUCUUAUUUUUAAUGCAAAUUUUUUAUCAGAUUAAUCAUGCAAAGAAAUUGUUUUUAGUUAAUUGUAAACCUGCCUAAGAGUCUUUAACAGAGGUGAAAAAGGGAUAGAAAAAGAAGUUGUUUAAAUCUGAAACUUUUGUCACGUGAGAUGUCAUAAACAUGUUCAAAUUUACAUAUGUGAUCUAAACUGACCAUUUUACGCAUUUUUUUUGUCAAAAUGUAUAUGAGGAAGAAACUUUACCAAAAAGAUAUUUUAAAUUUAUACUCAUUAGUUUCUGUGUAAAAUAUAUUUUGUAGCAAAAUAUCUUUUUGGAUAAAGCUCAUGCUUAUAUUUAAAUUUUAAUGACAUGAUCUCAAAUGAGACAAAUUGGUAUUUUUUUUAUAUGUGGUAGUAAUAAAUGACAGUUGUUUGAAGCCUUAGUGAUAGUAUGCAGAACGGAAUUCAAAAAUAUGAAGAACAAUUUUGGUCUAAUUAAUGUCUUAUGAAGGGACCAGAAAGUGGCUUUAUCAUGCUCUGAAUUGAAUACACAAUGACAAAAAUUACAUUCAUUUCUUAAUCUUUAGCCGGAAAUACACAUCAUAUGGAAUACAAUAGAUGAUUGGAGAUGAAUUUGAUACUCUAGACAAAGGGAGAUAAUUCAAAAUAGUUAUCAAUAAAUUUACUAUCUCUAUGAAGUUAAAUUAUCUUGAUUUAGUAAGCUUUAAAAAUGAAAGCCUAACCUUUUCUGAGAGUAGGCAAGUAAUAAAGAUUAAAUUUACAUGCUUUAUAGUGUGGUAGGCCUAUUCAAGCUUUUUAUGACAAUUUGAAACGAACGAAUUUUAUUGAACUGUGUUAGUUGUCACAGAUUAGCACUUAAAAACCCCAUCAAUUUAAACUCAAUUAGUAAUUUAUCAGUGAUGUAUUAUACAUAUAUUAUCUUACUUUUAUUAUGUGAAUUUUUACAAAUGUAUACAUGGUUAUUUUAAUAUUCACACCUGAAAGCAUGGUAUGAAGAAUUAAUUAAUGUAUCAACAAAUAGUAUUUAUAUAGGGGACUAUCUUCUGCAGACAAUACAGUAAAACAGGCAAUUUACAGAAGGAUUUUAGUAGUAAAUGUUGGUUACAUCACAUGUGUUUUAUUUAUUUACUAACCUGAAUUCAUUUUACUAUCCCUUGACCAUAGAAUUUGUUUUCAUAUAUUGUGUUUUGGGUUUGCAUCAACAUCAAGUUUUACAAUAAUAAAACUAGUUAUUCCAAAAUGGAAAAUAUAUAUUUUCAGAUGCUGUAUAUUUUUUUAAUAAAUUAACUUUUUACAAUUUUAUGCCAUUCGUACCUUUCAAACAAUUGACUCAAUCUAGACAGAUUAACAAACUCAUUUGCUCAUCUUAUUUAUUUUUCAUCAAAAUGAAGGAAAUUAAACAAUUUCCUCAAGGGGUGCAUCGCUGCAUUUAUACUAUGAACAUAAGUUGUCAUUAUUUUUAUCAUGUCUGUAUGCUACAAAAAUACAUUAUUGUUAUGGAGGAUAAUCAUAUUAUUACUUUAAAGUUACAUAGAUAUGUACAUUUUGUACCAGUAUUAAUAAAAUAUACAGAAAAAGA
Molecule: messenger RNA, 14193 nt
Organism: Mytilus trossulus (common blue mussel)
Lineage: Eukaryota; Metazoa; Mollusca; Bivalvia; Mytilida; Mytilidae
Product: abnormal spindle-like microcephaly-associated protein homolog
Exons: 23
Coding region: 139-12018 (3959 amino acids)
Biological process (GO): mitotic cell cycle; spindle organization; establishment of meiotic spindle localization
Cellular component (GO): spindle pole
Molecular function (GO): calmodulin binding
Source: RefSeq, a predicted model, not a curated record